AUGGCGGCACCAGUACAUCCUUUGAAUGCAGAGCCUGAUAGGCUUCAAUUCGCCUAUUGGGUACCCAAUGUUUCUGGGGGGCUCGUCAUCAGCAAAAUUCCACAGAGAACCAACUGGGAUCUGCCGAGCAACAUCAGGUACGCCAAAGCCGCCGAGAAAGCUGGCUUCGAGUAUGGCUUGACUCAAAUCCGUUUUUUGGCUUCCUACGGUGCGACGCAGCAGCACGAAUCGGUUUCGUUCUCGCAAGCGAUAUUGGGCGCGACUGAUUCAAUUAAAAUCAUCGCCGCCAUCUUGCCUGGACCAUGGAACCCAACCGUGGCAGCUAAGCAGAUCGCGAGCAUCGACAACUACAGCAAUGGUCGCAUUGCUGUCAAUAUUGUCAGUGGCUGGUUCAAGCAGGAAUUCAUCUCAGUCGGCGAAUGGUGGCUGGACCACGCUGAGAGAUAUCGUCGCAGUAACGAGUUCAUCCGUGUGCUGAAGGGUAUCUGGACAUCACCAGAUGAUACGGGAUUCACUUUCCGUGGAGAUUUCUAUCGUUAUACCAACUAUAACCUGAGCCCGAAACCUGUUCAAAAGCCUCACCCUGAAAUCUUUCAGGGAGGCAACAGCGAUGAUGCCAGGAACAAUGCAGCAGAAGUCAGCGGCUGGUACUUCAUGAACGGCAACGACAUUGAAGGGUUCCGUGCCCAGAUCGAAGACGUAAAAGCGCGAGCAGCGAAAAACAACCACGAGGUCAAAUUCGCCGUCAAUGGUUUUGUCAUUGUUCGAGAGACCGAAGAACAAGCAGUGCGCGUUCUGGAAGAAAUCCAAGGCAAGGCCGAUCGAGAUGCUGUCGAGGCAUUUGGCGAGGCCGUGAAGCAAGCUGGUGCGAGCACCGGUAACAAACAGGGAAUGUGGGCGAAUAGCAAGUUCAAGGAUCUCAUCCAAUACAAUGAUGGAUUCAAAACAAAGCUCAUCGGCACCAAGGAGCAAGUAGCUGAACGGAUAGUCCUUCUGAAAAGCUUGGGUAUUGACUUGUUGCUUACUGCGUUCCCCCACUACGAAGACGAGAUCAUUCAGUUCGGAAAUGAAGUUAUCCCGCUCGUAAGGCAUUUGGAGAGGGAAGGAAGAGGGAAGGAUGCGGCUUUCGAAAUAGAGAGAACUGGGGUAGUCUAUAGCUCGUAA
Molecule: messenger RNA, 1164 nt
Organism: Fusarium venenatum
Lineage: Eukaryota; Fungi; Ascomycota; Sordariomycetes; Hypocreales; Nectriaceae
Product: methanesulfonate monooxygenase
Biological process (GO): alkanesulfonate catabolic process
Molecular function (GO): alkanesulfonate monooxygenase activity
Source: RefSeq, a predicted model, not a curated record